Clonostachys rhizophaga is the source of this 669-nucleotide messenger RNA. Lineage: Eukaryota; Fungi; Ascomycota; Sordariomycetes; Hypocreales; Bionectriaceae. The record is from the annotation of a GenBank genome assembly.
AUGUUCGCUUCUCUCACUGCUGCCGUCGCCAUCGCGGCCUCUUUCAUCACCGCUGAGGGUGCCGCCAUCAAGCGCGGAACCGGCAUCUAUGUCACCCCUCACGUCGAGUACUCGUCCUCCGUCGGUGUCCUCGGCUGCAAGAUCAACACCAACCGCGUCGCCUACUGGCCCAGCAGCGUCGGCUGCGACAACAUCUGCGUCCGCGUCACCCACACCGAGUCCGGCCGCACCCUCAACCUCCUCAAGAUCGACCAGUCCGGCGGCGCCUACGACAUCUCCUACGACGCCUGGAACUACCUCUCCUCCGGUAAGUCGGCCACCGAGAGCCCCCAGAUGGGCGGCGGCGUCGCCAUGACCUACGAGGACGUUCCCGCUAGCGAGUGCGCCGGCCUCAUCAACACCCCCAGCAAGAAGCUGCCCCUCACCGCCGCCAACAGCAUGAACUACGUCGCCUCGUGCAUCUCCCAGCCCAGCAGCUGGGUCGCCCAGAACUACGAGAUGUACAACAUCCUCGACCCCAUCUGCCACUGGGGUGUUGAUGAGGUCUGCUCCCUCGACCUCAACGUCAGCAACCAGCCCACCUGCCCUCACACCCUCGGCGUCACCACGCCCCUGAACCUGCCCGUCACCAACAUCGAGUACGGCACCGGCAAGCCCGUCGCUGCUUAA